UCUUUAAUUCUCUUCCUUCACAGAGACCAGGAGGGGGCGCUGUCCAAGAAGUUCGCCAUCUGCAAGUAUGACUUUGUGGCAAGGAACGUGAAUGAGCUCUCUGUGAUGAAAGACGACAUCAUGGAGGUCAUUGAUGAUAGAAAACAAUGGUGGAAGGUGAGAAGUUCCAGCGGUUCUUCUGGAUUUGUGCCAAACAACAUCCUGAGAGUGAUGAAGGCUGAGGAGCGGUCAGGACUGGAAUACAGCCACACCAUUCAGAAACAAAAAUCCGAAUUUCAUGCGAGGCAGAUAGAGCCAAAUCCCAGUGCACCCAGCCCCCCUCCAACCCCAGGCCCUGCCCCCCCAUCCAUCUCCAUACCCGUGUCCAGGUCUUAUACAUCAGGAAAUCUUGUCAGCCGACAGAGCAGCACAUCCAGCGACAGCGGGGGCAGCGGAGUACGGGACCCCCAAGGGGCCAAGCCAUUUGAUCGGAGGAAAUCUCAGAUGGAAGAAGUUCAGGAUGAACUGGUCCAUAGAUUAACUAUCGGUCGCAACGCAGCACAGAAAAAGUUCACAGUCCCUCGGCAAAACGCCCCAGUGGUCAAUAUCUCCUACAACUCUUCUCAAGAGGACGUGAAAUCAUGGCUGCUCGCCAAGGGCUUCAAUCCAGUGACUGUGGAUUUUCUGGGGGUGCUGACCGGAGCGCAGCUCUUCUCCCUCACUAAGGAGGAGUUAAGGACGGUCUGUCCGGAGGGGCCGAGGGUCUACAAUCAGGUGACCCUGCAGAAGGCGGCAGUGGAGAAAAUGAAUGAGAGUUCUGAGCUGCAGGAAAUCAUGAGGAAGCGGCAGGAGAAAAUUAACGCCACGGCCAGUGACUCGGGGGUGGAGUCUUUUGAUGAAGGGAUCAACCACUGACGUUCUGUAUUUUUCGCCAAUGUUGUCGCACAGUUCAAUCCCGGACUCGUCUCAUGGUCACGUGUUCCUUGUGCGUUUGAUUCUGUGGCCAAUAAUGGGUUAACUUAGGGGACGUGACGCGUUCCAUCUCCUGCAUCACUUGGCACUGGUGGUAGGGAUGGGCCGCAGGUCAGGGGGGUGACGUACACAGGCAGAUGAUCCCAAUAGUGAAGGACAUGAUGAGGAAGAUGGCCGCUCUGUCUGCCAUUCUGCCAUUGUCCAUGGGUCGGCGCAGGAUCGGGCCGGAGCCACAAUUGUAUUUCUUGUAUAUUUGUCUUCUAUAAUAAAAUGUAGAUCAGUAUUGAGGAAAUGAUGAAAAGAGAGAUUAUUUUUCUGAGGUUUUUGAUGAGUAAAGUGUUUUUACC
Hyla sarda is the source of this 1298-nucleotide messenger RNA. Its product is annotated as epidermal growth factor receptor kinase substrate 8-like. NCBI's taxonomy places the organism in Eukaryota, Metazoa, Chordata, Amphibia, Anura, Hylidae. The coding region runs from base 106 to 894 and encodes 262 amino acids. Gene Ontology annotation, biological process: positive regulation of ruffle assembly; regulation of Rho protein signal transduction; Rho protein signal transduction. Gene Ontology annotation, cellular component: plasma membrane; vesicle; ruffle membrane. The record is from RefSeq and is a predicted model, not a curated record. Gene Ontology annotation, molecular function: actin binding. The transcript is spliced from 6 exons.